GGAUGUUGUGAGGAUCCGCGGUGGUUUGCCCCAGCUUCCUUUGGCCUCCUCAGGGCAGGCUGCACUCCUCUUCGGGAGUUGUAGUUCUCUUCUCUGCCGCCGCCGGGCCUGAGGCGCGGGGUGGACUACAAGUCCCGGCAUGCGCUGGGGCACCUCGCCAGCCGCCGCCUCCCGGCUGCGGACGCCUCCUAGCAGGUUGUUGUUUUUAUGAGAGGCGUCACUGGCGCCCGAAGCCGUGACAGCCGCCACAGUGACAGCCGGCUGCGUCUGGUGGAGGUGGCGCUGCCGCGUCAGACCUGAAAAAUGUCUGAAAAUUCCAGUGACAGUGAUUCAUCUUGUGGUUGGACUGUCAUCAAUCAUGAGGGGUCUGAUGUAGAGAUGGUGAAUUCUGUCACAACCAGUGACAGCUGUGAGCUCACCCCAGAAUGUUCAUCUUUAGAACAAGAGGAGGAUGUUCAAGUACUGCAGAUAGAGCAGGAAGAAAGCAGCCAAAAUAGCACAUUGUUAAUGGAAGGAACUGCUUAUCCAACUUUGGAAGAAACCACGUCAGCAUUUGAGGUAGAAGAAGAGAGGUCCCCUGAAGAUAAUGUCUAUUUUGGAACUGCCAGUGAUGAUUCUGAUAUUGUUACCCUUGAACCUCCUAAGUUAGAAGAAUUUGGAAAUCAAGAAGUUACAAUUGUUAAAGAAGCACAGAGUUCAGAAGAUUUUAACAUGGGCUCUUCCUCAAGCAGCCAGUAUACAUUCUGCCAACCAGAAACUGUAUUUUCAUCUCAGCCUAGUGAUGGUGAAUCAAGUAGUGAUGAAACCAGUAAUCAACCUAGUCCUGCCUUUAGACGACGCCGAGCUAGGAAGAAGACUAUUUCCACUUCAGAAUCUGAGGAACGAUUGCCUGCUGAACAGGAAAAUGAACCUUCUAAGGAGUUGAGUAAACGCCAGUUCAGUAGUGGUCUCAAUAAGUGUGUUGUACUUGCUUUGGUGAUUGCAGUCAGCAUGGGAUUUGGACAUUUCUAUGGCACAAUUCAGAUUCAGAAACACCAAGAAUUAGUCAGAAAGAUACACGAAGAUGAACUGAAUGAUAUGAAGGAUUAUCUUUCUCAAUGCCAAAAGAAACAAGGACCUUUUAUAGAUUCUAAGUCAUUGAAAGAAAACCUUGCAAGGUGUUGGACUCUUACUGAAUCAGAGAAGAUAUCCUUUGAUACUCAGAAAAAGAAUCUUGCUACAGAAAAUCAGUAUUUAAGAAUAUCUCUGGAGAAGGAAGAGAAAGCCAUAUCUGCAUUACAGGAAGAGUUAAUGAAGUUAAGAGAACAGAUUAGAAUAUUGGAAGACAAAGGAAGAAAUACUGAAUUAGUUACAGAAAAUCAGAAACUUAAGCAGCAUUUAGAAGAGGAAAAACAGAAAGUGCACAGCUUCCUUAGUCAAAGGGAGACUCUGUUGGCAGAAACUAAGAUGCUAAAGAGAGAACUGGAGAGAGAACGACUGAUAGCAAUGACUUUAAGGGUGGAACUUCAGCAGUUAAGCACGAGUCAGUCACAAGACAACUUAGAUUCUCCCAAUAUAUUGACUGAAAAAAAGGAAAUAGCAGUCUUACAGGAAAGACUCACUGAGCUGGAGCAGAAACUAAACUUUGAACAGCAGCGUUCUGAUUUGUGGGAAAGACUGUAUGUUGAGGCAAAAGAUCAGAAUGGAAAACAAGAAACUGAUGGAAAAAAGAAAGGUAGCAGAGGAAACCAUAGGGCUAAGAAUAAGUCAAAAGAAACAUUUUUGGGAACGGUUAAGGAAACAUUCGAUGCCAUGAAGAAUUCUACCAAGGAGUUUGUGAGGCAUCAUAAAGAAAAAAUUAAGCAGGCUAAAGAAGCUGUGAAGGAAAAUCUGAAAAAGUUUUCAGAUUCAGUUAAAUCCACUUUCCGACAUUUCAAAGAUACCACCAAGAAUAUCUUUGAUGAAAAGGGCAACAAAAGAUUUAGUGCUCCAAGAGAAGAAACAGCGGAAAAACCAAGAACAGUUUUUCGUGACUGUUUACAUCCACAGAAUAAGGCACCUAUGCAAGACCAGAAUCGUGGAGGCCCUACUCUGCAAAGGGAAGGAAGGAAAGAGAAGCCAACUCACUUUGAAGAAUUUAGAAAAAAUACAAAUUUACAGAAGUGCAGUGCUGAGCAUGAUGACUGUAGGGGAAGUUAUCUCAGAAAGGCUUGUUCUGGUAUAUUUGAAUAUGCUCAACAAGAAUCCGUUAAUCCUUUUAAGGUAAUGAUGAAUCCUGUAAGGAUUGAUGAAUUUAGACAGUUAAUUGAAAGAUACUUAUUAAAAGAAUUGGAUGCUUUUCAUCAUUGGAAAGAACUAGAUCAAUUCAUCAACAAGUUUUUCCUAAAUGGUGUCUUUAUCCAUGAUCAGAAGCUUUUCACGGACUUUGUUAAUGAUGUUAAGGAUUAUCUUAAAGACAUGAAGGAAUAUCAAGUAGAUAAUGAAGGAGUGUUUGAGAAGCUGGAUGGAUAUAUAUAUAGACACUUCUUUGGUCACACUUUUCCCCCUCCAUAUGGACCCAGUCGACCUGAUAGAAAGCAACGUAUGGUAAAUAUUGAAAACUCCAGGCAUCGAAAACAAGAGCAGAAGCACCUUCAACCACAGCCUUAUAAAAGGGAAGGUAAAUGGCAUAAAUAUGGUCGCACUAAUGGAAGACACAUGGCAAAUCUUGAAAUAGAAUUGGGGCAAUUACCUUUUGAUCCUAAAUACUGAUUCAUGAUUAAGUUAAAUUAGAAAAUUAAGAGAGACAUGGAUGGUUUCUACAAUAUCUGGUGUUUAAACUAAGAUCAAAUUAUCAAGAUGACAGUGUCUGUCUUUCAUUUUUAAAAGUUCAGUUUGGUCGCUUUGUAUUUAUAUUAUUACACAGAAGCAUCAAUCAACAGCUUACUAACCUGCAUAUUCCAGUAGUUUAGCUUUGUUGAACGUUUUUUCCUCUUUUUUUUGCACUGGAAAAAAGUUUCAUUAAAGAAACCAGGCACGCAACAGAUUUUGUGCAUGAAAUGAGACUUCCUAGCAGUGUAUGAGCUUAAAGCAAGCUCGUCUCAUAUGUGACAAAGUGUGAUUAACACUGAUUGUGUUAGAGUUUUGCAGUAAUAGAAAGUACAUUGUGAUGGGAUUUCAUCUCUUAACAUUUUAUAAUCUUACACUUCUUGUCUUUUUGUGGGUUCAAGAGCCUGUUCACUUGUGAAGAAUUUGCUGCCCUCUUAAGAGCUUGCUGACUUGUUCUCUUGUGAAAUUUCGUGCACAUCUGAAUAUUAUGGAAGAAAUAAUAAAACUACACCAUGAGGAAAACUAAAGGUCUUUAUUUAAAAUCUGGCAUUGCAUUAAUAUGUGAUUUCUUAUUCUGUGAUAUUUUAUACAAUUUCUCAGUAGUGAUAUUUGGUAAAGCAAUCCACAGUGGCUUUUUGCAAAUUCCAGGAGUUAAACUUGGUGUUGACUAAAGUGUCUAGCAGCACCUGAAUAUUUCUACCCAGAAAUGUCAGUUUCUCUGGAGAAGCUGUAAACACAAUUUAGAAUUUCAUCUUCUGUUGAUUUCCCCAUUUAAGUUUUCUUUCAUAGACAUAUAUGUGACUUCCAGUUCGACCCUCCGGCAAGUGAGUGUGGAAGAAAACAGCAGUUCUCUCAUAAUUUCUUGAAAUUAGGAAAGUACUUAUUUCCUAGAAGUAAAUAAAUGUUUAAGUAAAUAAAGGCUA
Messenger RNA from Marmota flaviventris (yellow-bellied marmot), 3710 nucleotides. It is a transcript of the gene Ccpg1, whose product is annotated as cell cycle progression 1. Gene Ontology annotation, cellular component: membrane. The record is from RefSeq and is a predicted model, not a curated record. Lineage: Eukaryota; Metazoa; Chordata; Mammalia; Rodentia; Sciuridae.